CGCACCUACCCACUGGGAGCGCACAGUCCACGAUCUCAACAUCGGACGAGGUUGACUGCGAACUGGUAGGCGUCGGACGCGCGGCCAGCGCGUCCAGCUGGUCCAAGAUAGUCGACAUAUAGAUUGGCCUGUGCAAAAGACAUGUAGCGGAGAAGAGACGACGCGCGGGCGGAGGCAAGGCGCGUCGGGGGCGGAACAUGAGAUGUGCUGAGUCGCCUCUCACGUGGCCGAGCCCGAUCGUCGGUUGCGAAGUCGGCCCGGGCAUCCGCUGCUUCCUCCCUCCUUCCGCUCCAGAUCCUCGUUCGCCUGCUACUGACUGACAGCCUAUGCUCGUCCACUCCUGACGCACACACUAUGGACCACACGCCGCGCACUUCAAUUAUCCUUGCCUCCAUCCUCUUCCUUCUCGUCCGCCCGGCGGUCGCGCAUGUUGCUGCCUGGCACAAGAGCAUGUGGUGUCUGAAUGGCACUACACCCGGCGUCGAUAACCCGAAUAACCGCGAGCCAGGGACCCCGCUGUACAACCUCAAGUUCGAGGACUGGUGGUUCCAUCACAUCAACAAGUGUGAUGAGUUCCCUCCAGCAGAGGGCGAUUUCCUCGACCUCCCCGCCAACGGCCACUUCACCAUCGAGCACGCCACAGACCGCGCCUUCACCUCCCUCUCCUACGACGGCAACAUGACCGGCGUCUACAUCGACGGCAAAGACCACCUAGAAGGACUCGAUGGCAACGGGGAGUGCAUCACGAAUCCUAAUAGAUGCACCCCCUGGCGCCGCCUCGCGACCUACGAGGUCCCCAACCUGCCCGCGUGCCCGGAGGCGGGGUGUAUCUGUGCGUGGGGCUGGGUGCGUCGGACCUCACCCUCCACCCGAUCUUCGACCUGACGGAGGGCCUCGCGCAGAUAGCUGAGGGGUGCG
Molecule: messenger RNA, 918 nt
Organism: Schizophyllum commune H4-8
Lineage: Eukaryota; Fungi; Basidiomycota; Agaricomycetes; Agaricales; Schizophyllaceae
Exons: 8
Coding region: 355-885 (176 amino acids)
Source: RefSeq, a predicted model, not a curated record